Lotus japonicus is the source of this 3978-nucleotide messenger RNA. RefSeq lists its product as uncharacterized. The record is from RefSeq and is a predicted model, not a curated record. The coding region runs from base 1 to 3978 and encodes 1325 amino acids. The transcript has 5 exons. Gene Ontology annotation, molecular function: nucleic acid binding; RNA-DNA hybrid ribonuclease activity. Lineage: Eukaryota; Viridiplantae; Streptophyta; Magnoliopsida; Fabales; Fabaceae.
AUGGGCCGAUCAACUAAACGGAGAGUUAUUUCAAAGCAUAUUGCAAAUGCAAGACCAGGAGUAGUUCUGAUUCAAGAAACAAAAUUAGGAUCACAUAGAGAGAAAAUGAUUGAUUCGUGGGCAAAAGCAUUGGGGAUGCAGUAUUGUUUGGUCCCUGCAACGGGGUCGGCUGGUGGUCUGCUUAAUCUCUGGCGUGAAAAUGUUCUGGAGGUAAUUCAGGUGAUCACAGACCAACGUUUUAUUGUGAUGUUGGCAAAAUUACAGAAUGUAGAGGAGCUGGUACUAGUUGUAAAUGUGUAUGGACCGCAUUCAGAUGCAGAGCGGUUCACCUUGUUUGUUCAGUUGUUGACAAUACUAACAGAACAUAAAGGGGGGACUAUCAUGGGAGCUGAUUCAUGUUUGGUGGAUCUGCCUCUGCAUAGAGGACAUUUCACUUGGUCCUCAACUAGAAAUGAUGGGUUGGGAAGUCGUCUUGAUCGAUGGUUAUUGUCAGAAGACAUGUUUCUCUGCUUCAACAAUUUUAAUCAGUUUGCUCUGGAAUGGGGGAUAUCGGAUCACAGAGCGGUUGGUUUGUCUUUCGGCUUGGAUGAUUAUGGCCCAAAACCGUUCAAUUUUUUCAAUCAUUGGUUGCUAGAAGAUGGCUUUAACGAACUGGUGGAGGGGUGGUGGAAUUCGUUGGUGGUGGAAGGGUGGGGAGGUUUUGUACUGAUGAAAAAGCUUAAAGAUCUGAAAAGAAAAAUUAAUGAGUGGCGGAAGGGACGUGGAAUCUGGGGAGUUCAGCGAAUAAGGGAGUUGGAAGAGAAGGUCCACUGGUUGAUGGCACGAAUGGAAACGGAGGGCUCUACUAAAGAGCUGAGAUUGGAACGAAUUGCAAUAAUGGGGGAUUUAUGGAAGGAGUAUAGAGCGGAGGAGGCGACAUGGAUUCAGAAGUCCAGACUGAGAUGGGCAAGGGAGGGUGACAGGAAUACACGCUUCUUUCAUAGGGUGUGUAAAGUGAGGACAGCAAAGAAGAGUAUCAGUCAAUUGAGGGUUGAGGAUCGAUUACUGGAGGAACCACAACAGGUUAAGGAAGCAAUCAUGAAUCAUUUUAAAAGUUUUUUCUCACAUGUUGCUUCAGAGCGUCCGAGUAUUCAGUGCUAUAGCCUGAAGAAAGUUACUGCAGGUCAGAAUCGAUUUUUGGAGGCAGAAUUUACAACUGAAGAAGUUUUUGAGGCAAUCCAGAAUUUUGAUGCAAAUAAGGCACCGGGUCCGGAUGGGUUUACAAUGGCUUUUUUCAAACAGUUUUGGUCACUUAUCAAGGAGGAUGUUAUGAGAUUCUUUGGGGACUUCCAUGUGAAUGGGAAAAUUGUCAAGGGAUUAAAUGCAGCGUUUAUUGCUUUGAUUCCAAAAGGAAAUAAUCAGGAGACUGUGGCGGAUUAUAGACCUAUCAGCUUGAUUGGUGGAAUAUACAAACUCUUGGCCAAAGUUCUAGCAAACAGAUUGAGUGAGAUAAUGCCUUCUGUUUUGACACAGAAUCAAUUUGCGUUCACAAAGGGUAGACAAAUUGUAGAUUGUUGCUUUAUUGCUAAUGAAGUGGUGGACACUAUGAGAAGAAAUGAGGGAGGUGGGUUGCUGAUGAAACUGGAUUUUGCAAAGGCUUACGAUAAUGUGGAAUGGGGUUUUUUGCUGGAUAUGAUGAAGGAGAUGGGGUUUGGGGAAAAAUGGAGGAUUUGGAUGCACAGUUGUGUUUCGACAGCGACACUGGCAGUUUUGGUGAACGGAUCGCCGACAGAUUUUUUCCAAAUACAGAAAGGCUUGAGGCAAGGGGACCCGCUGUCCCCGUUGUUGUUUAACCUUUGUGUAAAUGGUAUGUCUUGUUUGCUUAAUCAGGCAUUGGACGGGAGCAUUCCGAGUGGAGUGGACAUAGGGAAAGGCUUGAGAUUGAACCACCUUCAGUUCGCCGAUGAUGCACUUCUGUUUUGUGAGGGUGAUUUGCGACAGGUUAAACGUUUAGCUUUAACUUUGGAAGCGUUUCUAUUUGUUUCCGGGUUAAAGGUGAACUUUCGAAAGUCCUCUCUAAUUGGUGUAAAUGUGGGCCAAGUUUUGGAGGAGCAGGCAGCAAGUAUGAUUGGUUUCAAUAGAGAACAAUUACCCUUUGUUUACUUGGGGUUGCCUCUGGGGGGAAGUCCUAAAAAAGGAGCUUUUUGGAAGCCAGUGGUGGAUCAAAUGUCUGCAAGGGCUCCAAAAGGUGUGAUAGGGGAGAUGGAGGCAAAGAUGCGUCGAUUCCUAUGGGGGGGCUCUGUGGGAAAUCGAAAGAUUUCAUGGGUGGCAUGGGAGGAUUUGUGUAAGGGAGUUCGGUAUGGGGGAAUGGGGUUGGGUUUUCUGGAGUGGAAAAAUAAGGCUUUACUGCUUAAGUGGUUUUGGCGUUUUGGUAGGGAAAGGGAUGCGUUAUGGAGGAGAUUGGUCUGUGCAAAAUAUGGACUGAUGGAGCAAUAUAUCAUGCUGAAUUUGGAGGGAGUGAGUGUGAAUUCAGGGUCCUGUAUAACAAGGGAUUUAUUGGGGUUGUGGAGGGAGCAAACUGUGGGAGUCAAUGAAUUCAUUAACGGAUUAGCUUGUAAAGUUGGGGAUGGUAUGGGUGUACGGUUUUGGGAUGAUGUUUGGGUUGGUGAGAUUGCUCUACGGACUAUGUUUCCAAGGAUUUAUGCUAUGUCAACACAGAAGAAGUCUGCAGUGGCGGAGGUGGGGAAUCGUGUGGGUGGCAGAUGGGAGUGGAUGUUGGAGUUCAGAAGGGGUUUCUUUCAGUGGGAAUUGGAGCACUAUAACAUGUUACAGCAACUCAUUCAUUCAGUGGUGCCUGUCGGUACGUCGGAUAAUCUAUUUUGGAAAGGUGAUUCAAUGGGAAUUUAUACUGUGAAAGGUCUCUGUUGUAUGUUGGAGGAUAAAUGGUUUUGUGAAGCUGGUUGGGUAGUGCCAAGGAUGGUGAGGAAGUUGGUGCCCACAAAGGUGUGUACUUUUAUGUGGCAACUACAGAAAAAUAGGGUGGCUACAAAGGCAAAUUUGAUGAGAAGAGGGAUUGUCUUGCCUGAUGAUGGGUGCUGCGUUUUAUGCUUCGCUGAAAUGGAAACAACAGAACAUCUAUUUCUGCAUUGUAAUUUGAUAUGGCCUAGUUGGGUUUCAAUCUUGAGGAGGGAGGGGGUGUACUGGGCAAUGCCUCACAAAUUGGCAGAUUUAUUAAUGGAAUGGGGGGAUCUCCGAAGAAUAUCUGAUCGCGUUCUGUGGGAUAUGAUCCCUUACGCAUUUGUCUGGACAGUGUGGCUGGAGAGGAAUGGAGUAGUUUUUAAUAACAAGGAUUUCUGCAUUGAUACAGUUUGGGACAUGCAUAUCGCAAGAAUGUCUUGGUGGGUAAAAGCUUGGUGGAGAAAGUGUCCGUAUACCGCAGCUCAAUUUGCAGUAGGAAUGCAGCAUAUUGUGUUACCCAAACCAGUAAAAAUUCGAAAACAGCUACAGUGGGUGGCUCCAGCGGAAUCCAUUCUUAAGUUUAAUGUGGAUGGUUCGACUUUGGAUAGUCCGGGGCAGAGUGGCAUUGGGGGGGUCCUGAGAAAUCAUGAUGGGGUGGCUGUGGGGUAUUUUGCCUUGAAAGUGGGAGAAAUGUGGGCUUAUGAGGCAGAAGUACUUGCUAUCUAUCAAGCUCUUCUUUUCUGCCAACAAUUUAAUUUCAAGACGGUUGUCAUUGAGAGUGACUCCACUUUGGCGGUAGGAUGGGUGGGGAAUAGUGAUAGAAGACCGUGGAAGCUGUAUCAGAUCCUGAGCAAAAUAGAUUGGCUAAUUUCUGAGGUCAAUUGCUUGGGUGUUGUCCAUGUUCUGAGAGAAGCAAAUGAGGUAGCAGACUUCUUGGCAAAGAGUGGUAGAGAUGGGCGUGUAACUCUAUGGCAGAUAACUUUGUCUCCAUCUGCUUUUUGGACCUGCAAUUUGUGGUAUCUACUGGAUCUGGUCAAGUGA